Molecule: messenger RNA, 1038 nt
Organism: Echinops telfairi (small Madagascar hedgehog)
Lineage: Eukaryota; Metazoa; Chordata; Mammalia; Afrosoricida; Tenrecidae
Product: serine protease 38
Exons: 5
Coding region: 1-1038 (345 amino acids)
Biological process (GO): proteolysis
Molecular function (GO): serine-type endopeptidase activity
Source: RefSeq, a predicted model, not a curated record
AUGGCUGCCAAGUCUUUACGUAUCGUUGCUGGGCCCGGAGUCUUGCGGCGCUGGGUCUUACUCCUCCUGCUCCUGCUGCUGCUGCCACUUCGAGGCCGGCCGCGGCCUAUCUCCAGGCCCCGGGGACUCCGUUUCAUUAACAGCAGCGCAGUUCUGAACAGUCACGAGGGACCUCACCUGCGCCUUGUCCCUGUCUCUCCUGCCUCAGCCUGCAGCCGCAGUUCCAUACAAGGAAGAGUCAGGGGGGGGCAGGAUGCCCCUGAGCAUAGGUGGCCGUGGCAGGUCAGCGUGCACUAUGGCGGAUUACAUGUCUGUGGCGGGUCCAUCCUUAAUGAGUACUGGAUCCUGUCGGCAGCCCACUGCUUCCAGAGAACGAAUCUCAAUGGAUACGAUGUGUUUGCAGGUCUCAUUAAGCUCAAUGCUGCAGGCCAACACACGCAGUGGUUCGAGUUGAAUAAGGUGAUCAUUCACCCUAUGUACAAAUUGCGUCAUCCUGUUGGCAGUGAUGUGGCUCUGGUGCAGUUGAAAAGUCCACUAGAGUUUUCUGACUCGGUGUUCCCAGUCUGCCUGGCAACUACACAGGUGACGGAUUGGAGGUUGAAUUGCUGGGCUAUCGGAUGGGGACUAAUCCAACCAAAAGGCACCCCUUCAGAGAUCCUGCAGGAGGCUCGGUUGCCUCUGAUUCCAAACAAUGUAUGUCGGUUACUGUAUGGAAACCCAUAUACUAUUCAGCGUGACAUGCUGUGUGCUGGGAACCCUAUCGGUGUGAAGACCGUUUGCGAGGGUGACUCUGGAGGCCCACUCGUCUGUGAAAUCAACCAAGUUUGGCAGCAAAUUGGAAUAACCAGCUGGGGCCGUGGUUGUUUACUGCCUUUGUUUCCUGGAGUUUUUGCCAAUGUCUCUUAUUUCUUUCCAUGGAUCGAAUCUGAGAUUAGAAAAGCACCCCUGCCUCUUCAGCCGGAGCCGGACUUGUGCGCUCCUCACAGAGCCGGCUGCUGUGUGCCCAUCAUCACACUGGCCUACCUGUCGCUCUCCUAA